AUGGAACUAAUGAGUGAAGGUUUGGAACUGAACGAAGAAAAUGAAGGGAAUAACGAAAUAAAUAAUACUGAAUUUAGUGCUUUUCUAGAAAGUAUUAAUGAAGAUUAUCAAAGGGAUGGAUCACAAAUACGAAUUGCACUGGAUAAAUUUGCAAAACGUUAUGUUUCCGCUAAAUCAAAAUCUAUUCCAAGGCUAUGUUCUUUUCUUUACGAUCUUAAUCGUGAUUUAGACCCAACAGCCUAUGUUAAGAGUGGUUCAAUAAUCAGUGUUCAAGUUUAA
Molecule: messenger RNA, 279 nt
Organism: Funneliformis mosseae
Lineage: Eukaryota; Fungi; Glomeromycota; Glomeromycetes; Glomerales; Glomeraceae
Source: the annotation of a GenBank genome assembly